AUGGCCACCGGAGCCCGGGCCCCUGGAGCACAGACCCCUGGAGCUCAGGCACCUGGAGCCCAGGCCAGAGGGGAGCAGCUCCUGGAGGUGUCCAGCGGGAGGCGCAGCAGAGCUGAGGGCCAGCCCAGGAAGAACUUCUGCUGCCAACAGUGUGAGAAGGCCUUCAACAGUCUGGAGAAGCUCAAGGUGCACUCCUACUCCCACACGGGAGAGAGGCCCUUCAGCUGCUCACAGCCAGACUGCUCCAAGGCCUUUGUGUCUAAGUACAAGCUGCUACGGUUGUGCUUGUUUAUGCUGAUCUGUAUAUUGGGGGGUGGUGGGAUGUUGUGGGGGGGGGGGGGGGGGGGGGGGGGGGGGGGGGGGGGGGGGGGGGGGGGGGGGGGGGGGGGGGGGUAA
Molecule: messenger RNA, 396 nt
Organism: Knipowitschia caucasica
Lineage: Eukaryota; Metazoa; Chordata; Actinopteri; Gobiiformes; Gobiidae
Source: the annotation of a GenBank genome assembly